AUGGCGCCUGCCCUCGCCUCUGACCCUGUGUCGCAGGCCGAUACACCUAUGACUGAUGGAAAUGACGACACGGUCCCUUUGGUGCCCGUGGAUAGCGCCGACGCGCAGACGAGCUACCAGGACACCCCAGACUACACUGACUCCGACACGAACCCAAAUACCACAGCGAGCAGUAUUGCCGGCGAUAUGGAUGGCCGCCGGCGCAGAUCCGAGGCGAACCACUUGAGAAAAAGCAUUUUGGGCAAGAAGCAUGGCCGUCUAGAUGAAUCGAAGGAGAAUGACUCGAUUCGCCGAUUCCGAUACCUUCUCGGUCUCACUGACCUGUUUCGCCACUUCAUCGAGACCAAUCCCAACCCACAUAUCAAGGAAAUUAUGACAGAGAUUGAUCGCCAAAAUGCAGACAGUGAAGAGAAGGCCCGUAAGGGAUCUUCGCGCUCAGGGGGUGCUGGUGGUGAGCGCCGCCGCCGGACGGAACAAGAGGAAGACGCCGAGCUUCUCAGAGAUGAAAGACGUGGUGGAGAUACAACUACUGUUUUCCGAGAGUCCCCCGCUUUCGUUCAUGGUGAGCUACGUGAUUACCAGAUCGCCGGCUUGAACUGGCUUGUUUCGCUCCACGAGAACGGUAUUUCGGGUAUCCUGGCUGAUGAGAUGGGUCUCGGAAAGACACUACAAACCAUUUCUUUCUUGGGUUAUCUGCGCUUUGUCUGUGAAAUUACUGGUCCUCACUUAGUGGUUGUACCGAAGUCAACCCUCGACAACUGGAAGCGAGAAUUCGCACGGUGGAUCCCUGACAUUCAGAUUCUUGUGCUCCAAGGCAACAAAGAGGAGCGCCAGCGUUUGAUCAACGAGGAGUUGCUCGAGGAGAACUUUGACGUGUGCAUCACGAGUUAUGAAAUGAUUCUUCGUGAGAAGUCGCAUUUGAAGAAGUUCGCCUGGGAGUACAUCAUUAUCGAUGAGGCGCAUCGGAUUAAGAACGAAGAAUCAUCUUUGUCGCAAAUCAUCCGUCUUUUCAACUCGCGCAACCGGCUGCUGAUCACCGGUACUCCGCUGCAAAAUAACCUUCAUGAACUGUGGGCCCUGCUCAAUUUCCUUCUGCCGGAUGUCUUCGGUGACUCCGAGGCAUUCGACCAAUGGUUCUCCAACCAGGAGUCCGAUCAGGACACUGUGAUUCAACAACUCCACCGUGUCCUCCGUCCUUUCUUGCUCCGCCGAGUCAAGAGUGAUGUCGAAAAGAGCUUGCUGCCGAAGAAGGAACUCAAUCUCUAUGUUCCUAUGUCUGAGAUGCAAGUGAAGUGGUACCAAAAGAUUUUGGAGAAGGAUAUCGACGCAGUCAACGGUGCUGCAGGAAAACGCGAGUCCAAGACCCGCCUGUUGAACAUCGUCAUGCAAUUGCGCAAGUGUUGCAACCACCCUUAUCUGUUCGAAGGAGCUGAGCCUGGCCCUCCGUACACCACUGAUGAACACCUUGUUUUCAACUCUGGAAAGAUGGCAAUCUUGGACAAGCUCCUGAAGCGCAUGCAAGCAGAUGGUAGUCGUGUGCUUAUCUUCUCCCAGAUGAGUCGUGUACUGGAUAUCCUGGAAGAUUACUGUGUGUUCCGAGACUACAACUACUGCCGUAUCGAUGGUACCACGGCGCACGAGGACCGUAUCGCUGCUAUUGAUGACUACAACAAGCCAGGAUCAGACAAGUUCGUUUUCCUUCUCACCACCCGAGCAGGCGGUCUUGGUAUUAACCUGACCUCGGCCGACAUUGUGGUGCUCUUCGACAGUGAUUGGAACCCCCAGGCCGAUUUGCAGGCCAUGGACCGAGCACACCGCAUUGGUCAGACUAAGCAAGUCAAGGUAUUCCGAUUCGUCACGGAGAAUGCCAUCGAAGAGAAGGUUCUCGAACGCGCAGCACAGAAACUGCGUUUGGAUCAACUUGUCAUUCAGCAAGGUCGGGCUCAGCAACAAGCCAGCAAAGCCACUUCCAAAGAUGAUCUUCUUGGUAUGAUUCAACAUGGUGCUGCCAACGUCUUCGGCGCCAAGACUACCGGCAGUGCAAACGAAGUCUCUGAAGAUGACAUCGAGACUAUCUUGCGCAAGGGAGAGGAGCGAACUGCGGAGCUGAGCAAGAAGUACGAAACGCUCGGUAUUGAUGAUUUGCAGAAGUUUUCGUCUGAGAGUGCCUAUGAAUGGAACGGAAAGGAUUUCACCGAGCGCAAGAAGGAUAUUGGCGUCAGCUGGAUCAAUCCUGCCAAGCGUGAGCGCAAGGAACAAUUCUACUCGAUCGACAAGUAUUACCGUCAGGCUUUGGCCACUGGAGGCCGAACCGCCGACACAAGGCCCAAGGUCCCGCGAGCUCCCAAGCAAAUCACCGUUCAUGACUGGCAAUUCUUCCCACCUGGUCUUUCGGAUCUCCAAGAUAAAGAGACCGCUUGGUUCCACAAGGAGAUUGGAUACAAGGCUCAACUUCCCGAUACAACUGCCGGAGGCUCUACGGAGCUCAGCGACCGGGAGGCUGACCAAGCUCUUGAGCAACACGCUAUCGACAAUGCUGUCCCACUUACCGAGGAGGAGCAAGAGCAGAAAGCUCGCAUGUCCGAGGAGGGCUUUGCAAACUGGAACCGACGUGAUUUCCAACAAUUUGUCAAUGGGUCUGCCAAAUUCGGUCGCACCGACUACGUGGGUAUUGCUACUGAGAUCGACAGCAAGGAGCCAGAUGAAAUUAAAGAGUACGCCGAAGUCUUCUGGCGCCGGUACACUGAGAUCAACGACUACACCAAGUACCUUCGAGUCAUCGAUCAAGGUGAGGAAAAGCUGCGCAAGAUGAACCACCAGCGGAAGAUGCUACGCAAGAAGCUAGAGAUGUACCGCGUGCCCCUUCAGCAGCUCAAGAUCAACUACACUGUGUCUACCACCAACAAGAAGGUCUACACCGAAGAAGAGGACCGAUUCCUAUUGGUCAUGUUGGACAAGUACGGUGUUGAGGGCGAGGGUCUGUAUGAGAAGAUCCGUGAAGAGAUCCGUGAAUCGCCUCUGUUCCGUUUCGAUUGGUUCUUCCUCAGCCGUACGCCCGUGGAGGUCGGUCGUCGCUGCACCACCUUGUUGAAUACUGUUGCGAAGGAGUUCGAAACCAACGGCGACGGCAAGAGCCGCGGUCGUGAUCGUGAAGAGGACGAGGAAGUUGAAGAUGCUGCGCCUGCUAAGAAGAAGGUUAAGAAUGGAGCUGCUCAAAACAAGCAAGUCAAGGCUACCAAGGGUGGGAAGACUGGCUCUAACACAAGCUCCCGUGCCAGCACUACAGCGCCUAAGUCUAAGGGUCGGAAAAGGUAA
Penicillium arizonense is the source of this 3315-nucleotide messenger RNA. RefSeq lists its product as uncharacterized. Gene Ontology annotation, molecular function: nucleosome binding; ATP binding; ATP-dependent chromatin remodeler activity. The coding region runs from base 1 to 3315 and encodes 1104 amino acids. Gene Ontology annotation, cellular component: chromatin; nucleus. Gene Ontology annotation, biological process: nucleosome organization; regulation of transcription by RNA polymerase II. The transcript is spliced from 5 exons. Lineage: Eukaryota; Fungi; Ascomycota; Eurotiomycetes; Eurotiales; Aspergillaceae. The record is from RefSeq and is a predicted model, not a curated record.